Pundamilia nyererei is the source of this 3447-nucleotide messenger RNA. Its product is annotated as T-box transcription factor TBX2-A-like. Gene Ontology annotation, cellular component: chromatin; nucleus. The transcript has 7 exons. Gene Ontology annotation, biological process: regulation of transcription by RNA polymerase II; positive regulation of DNA-templated transcription; cell fate specification. Lineage: Eukaryota; Metazoa; Chordata; Actinopteri; Cichliformes; Cichlidae. Gene Ontology annotation, molecular function: DNA-binding transcription factor activity, RNA polymerase II-specific; RNA polymerase II cis-regulatory region sequence-specific DNA binding. The coding region runs from base 188 to 1870 and encodes 560 amino acids. The record is from RefSeq and is a predicted model, not a curated record.
ACGUGUCAAUAAGCAAAUCGGCUUCGACACAAGCUGGGAGGCAUUAGAGAGUAGUGGACCUUCGGCUGAUAAACAAGUAUAACAGCUGUUUGCUCUAACACGCUUUGCUGAUUUUUUUUAAUGUGCAACUGUUUUUAUUUUGUAUAAAAUUGUAAGGUCUUCCUAAUAAAGUUUCUCUUUGGAAACCAUGCGCACUUUCUCUGAGCUGUGCGUCUCAGCAGCGGUGCCUCAAACUUUUCCAGGAGGAGAUCCGGCUCCCUGCGCGACUCUCCUGUCCGGAUUCACUUUGUUCCCAAUUGCAUCCACGGGAGGACCGCCAAACCGAAGCCUGGAUUCCAGUGUAGAUCCGAUCCUUCGCACAUCUACGCCGGAGAGCUCUGCGCUAUUUUCUCGGCCUCGUGAACUUGUGGAAAUCGAGGAAACAGCAGAAGAUGAGCCCAAACUUUAUUUAGAAGCCAGUGAGCUUUGGAGACAGUUCCACAAAUGCGGAACAGAAAUGGUCAUUACAAAAUCUGGGAGACGUAUGUUUCCGCCGCUCAGGGCCAGGUGCACGGGGAUGGACAGAAAAGCCAAAUAUAUUCUCCUCAUGGACAUCGUGGCAGCUGACGACUGUAGAUAUAAAUUCCAUAACUCACGCUGGAUGGUGGCUGGCAAGGCGGACCCCGAGAUGCCCAAACGCAUGUACAUCCACCCGGACAGUCCGGCUACGGGAGAGCAGUGGAUGUCCAAAGUGGUCAACUUCCUCAAGCUGAAACUAACCAACAACAUAUCAGACAAGCAUGGAUUUACAAUUCUCAACUCGAUGCACAAGUACCAGCCCAGGUUUCAUAUAGUAAAGGCACACGACAUCCUAACGCUGCCUUACUGCACUUUUAGGACAUAUGUGUUCUCUGAGACUGAAUUCAUCGCAGUUACAGCUUACCAGAAUGACAAGAUCACACAGCUGAAAAUAGACAACAAUCCUUUCGCCAAGGGAUUCCGAGAUACUGGCAAUGGAAGGAGAGAGAAGAGGAAACUACAACACUCAUCCCACAGCUCUAAAGAGACACAGCUGACUGACGUGAAACAUGAACCUGUAAAAGACUCUCCACAGCAUUCACACAAUUCCAAGUCUUCAGAUCCCCACGAGAGUGACAGUGAUAAGGACACAAAUUCUGAGGAGUUUCCUGGAGAAGAGAUGUGUGAAACACACCAGGAAAAAGAACCAGAGCCAAAGGUUUCCAUCACAGAAGCAACCAUGCAGACUACAGCCAGGAUCCACAAAGAUGUGGACCUCGGACAAAGUCAUGUCAGCAGCCUAACAACUGACCAAGCAAAUCGCUGCCAGAAACAAGAUGCAAGGACGGAACAACUGUCUGAUGUCUCCACCGGUUUUGCAUACAGCUGUGCUUAUUCUCCAGAAUUAAACAGAUAUCUGUGGGAUCCCAGUGUUUCAAAUGGCCUUUUCCACUCAUCUCGGCUGAACACCUGGCACAGCUGUGCCAACGUGGACAGAGUAGUGCCAUGUGGAUUGAGUCCAGCACUGACUCCUCUUCCUAUUAAUCAACAACAUGCAAUGGCACAGGACCUGAUGAGCCUUUCACACUUUGGAGGAUUUCUGUUUUAUCCUAAUUCCAGCUUCUUAGCAACAUCGGCCCACUACCUCAACCCACAAGGCCAGUCCAGAUUGGAUUUCAGAGGCUGUCCAAGCAUCUGCAGUCGGGAUUACUUCUCCUCUCCGGCAAUAUUUUCAUUUGUUCCUGCAGCAAGUGGCAGUUUCAAAUAUCUCACCCCCGAUUGGCUUACAUGGCCUAAGAUGGAGGAAAAGACAGAGCAGGAAGUGACUGGAGCCAGGAUAAGUAAAGAACAGUGGGAGUCUACUGACCUGUGAGGGAGUUCCGCUGCUUGUUAGUGUCCCUGCAUGUGGUUGUUGAGGUUGUUUCCAUAAUCUUCUAAAUUCCUUAUUUGGUGCUCUUUUAAACUCAUAAGGAAUGGUUGUGUAUCUCACAAGUCAUCAGCAGCUUUGAUGAACAGGUAACAAAGACUUUUCAUUACAACAAAAUACACCCUACAAUAUUCUAGGGUGUGUUUUUAUAGAAACUCUGCUGUCUGAUGCAUUAUAUGCUUAUCUAAUGCCUCCUUAAUGCAGGUUCAUGUUGCUUUGUGAAUGAGGUUUUGCCAAAUAACGAAAGUAAAAUACAUCAACACAAUGUCUGAAACAAUGGGGGCUGUCUCCAUUUGUUAGUUUUCCCCUCCAAAGAACAUAAAUCUAAAUACAUUUGUUUUGCAUUUGUAAUCAGAAUCUGAUAACCACUCGGCGCAGAUCUGUGUUCUCUGUCUCACCUCUUGCUCACCCCAAAUGUAAGCGUACCACACUGUCUAAAAGACUUGAGCCUUUUACUGCAUCUACAGUGUGUUUGGGAUCCCUGUCAUGCUGAAAAACAAAGUGGUUAGCCAAUUAGACCCUCUCCAAUUGGUUGUGCAUGGCGGAUGAUAAUCUGAACCCUCUUUUCUGUGUUCCAUCAAUUUUAACAUGGUCCCUUGCACCACAGGCUGAAACUGAGACCCCACUGUGUUUUACAGAUAGCUGUAAACACUCACUGUUGUACCUCUGUCAUUAUGUUUUCUACAUACUGACAAAUGAUGAACCAAAAAUUCCAAAUUUGGAUUCCUCACUCCAUGAGACCGUUGGAUGCUGAUUUUUAGUCUAGUUUGUUUUUGUUUAAUUUGGCACACCUCAGCCCUUUCUCCCUGUUUCUUUUCCUUAAGAGUACAUUUUUUUGACAGCCACCCUUCCACUCGGAUCACAUCUGAUGAAGUUUCAGAGAACAGUAGAUGAAUCUUAGUGACAUUACUUCUUUUAGACCUGCCACUACUUCUUUUGUCUUCCACUUGUCUAGAGUCCUCAAAUCACAACAAACUUCCAUGUACGUAUGAGAAACAGUUGGUUGUAGUGAAUGAUGGUGAUCCUUGGUGGUGCUUGUUUCAUACCUGAAAUCAAAAUGGUAGUUGGUGUUGAGGUUUAAGUUUUUUUUUGUUUUGUUUUUUUUAAUGUUUCGUAUACAUAUAUUUUAGUACGAUUAAAAAUAAAAAAUGGAAGCCUAACUCGUCUUUCAACCUCAUCUAUUGAAAACAUUACAAUUUUCAUAAAAUUUACUUUAUUUUGGACUACAGCUCCAUAGGACCCAAUUCAUUCUGAUGAGUGCCUCUGAAACUGGGGAUUCAGAGAUGAGUUCUUCAGUAUUUAGAAGUUCUUUGAAGAUAUUUUGAUUUUGCCCAUUUUAUAUGUGCAGUAUGGUGGUAAAAUCUACGUGCUUUGCUAACCAACUUUGUUGGCUUUGACACAGCUCAUUUACAUGUUCUUAAAUACUGAUUAAAAUAUUGAAGCUUGACUGUCCUUGCAUCUAGUGUUCUUGUUGUGGAAAUGUAAAAUGUAAAUUAGUUAAUAAAUAACAUCUUAGAUCAUGA